This is a messenger RNA of Lactuca saligna, 585 nucleotides long. The record is from the annotation of a GenBank genome assembly. NCBI's taxonomy places the organism in Eukaryota, Viridiplantae, Streptophyta, Magnoliopsida, Asterales, Asteraceae.
AUGAGAAACUGGACAUUAUCAACCAAUGAGAUCCUCCAAAUUCUUUCGACGACAACAACUCAGUCUGUGGAACUCCUUAGGCAUAUGAGUUCGAGUCAGGUGGGGAAGCAACGCAUCAGGUUUUCUACAACAAGUUGUCUUACUGUCGAUGGAUUGAAAUGACUCAAUAACCAUGAGGAAAAGGCUGAUAUGGUUAAUGGAGUUAAAAGAAUGGUAGAAAUGGAGCUUAUUUCCUCUUUUAAAGAUUCAAAUGAAUACCGCUUUCUAUUCGGUUACAUUAUUCGGAAUCAACUCAGCACUACUCAUCAUGGAUAUGGUUUGUCUCACCUUCAAGAAACUAUACAAAUGAAGGAAGGGAUAAUAGAGACAAUAAUAUUAGAAAACAAGGCCUUGCAUUCUGAAGUCGGGAUGUUAGUAGUUACUGUUAAGAAAAUUCAAGAUAUUAUGACACGAAUGGAGGAAGAUGAUAGAGCCGCUUUGCGUGUAAUGGUGGCAAACCAAGAAAAAAAUGUUACAAAUUCUCAUCACAAUGAUUCUAGGGCAACUGUAUCAGAGGCAAAUUCAGAAUGCUCAACCACACAAUGA